Molecule: messenger RNA, 3775 nt
Organism: Oldenlandia corymbosa var. corymbosa
Lineage: Eukaryota; Viridiplantae; Streptophyta; Magnoliopsida; Gentianales; Rubiaceae
Source: the annotation of a GenBank genome assembly
UAAAAAUGUAAUGAUGAAAAACCCCCCGACUUUUUCCAGCCCAGCGGAGACAUACACACAGUCACACAGUCAAACAACACACUAUCUAUCAAUGGAGUGAAAGUGUAAAACCUCUGACCAGUUCACACCAUUUCCCUUUUUCAAACUUUUCAAACACUUGAACCUCAAAAAAAAAACUUCCUCCAUUCGGCAACAAAUUCUAGCUCGCUUCUCCAACUAGCUCUCUUCCUAUCUCUCUCUAGCUCCACUCUCUUCCUCCAUUCCGGCGGAGCUGAACGGAGGCGGAGUCGGAGCGCAAGGGGAAAGUAAUAAUUACAUCAUGGAGGUUUACUCUUUGCUUGAACGUUACCGUUUGGAUCGUCGGAAGCUGCUCGAAUUCGUUCUAUCUUUAGGUUUGAUUAAAGACAUCCGAACUCCUUCCGGCACCGUAUCUGACAUCAACUUUGAUUAUAUCAGCGUCGAUUACGUACUUCACUGUAUUCAAUCCGGUGGAGCUCUUGAUGUUGGUUUAGCUACUAGGAAGUAUCAUGAAGAAUUUGAGCUGCCAAUAACGACGGAUUUGCAGUCUGGGGAAUGCUAUUUUCUUCGUUCUGAUCCAGAAUCAGCUGGAUCUCCUCCUCGGCGGCCUCCACCUUCAGUUGUAAGAUAUAGUUAUGCUGAAAAUCAAUCAAGCCUGUCCAAUAUGGGAAAAGUUUCAACUUAUAAAGAUGUUGCUCCAUCUGGCUUUGAGGAUGUCAAAGUUUCAACUUAUAAAGAUGUUACUGCAUCUGGCUUUGAGGAUGUCCCAGAAAUGAAUGAUACAGCUACAAGUAUUGAAUCUGUAAACAUCGGGGAACUUCCAGACCUAGGAUUGCCUAGUUUGCAAACAGGAUUACUGGGCGAUGACUUGCGGGAAACGGCUUAUGAAGCAUGCCUUGCAUGUAUGCUCUUCUCUGGGAUGGAUGUUUCUAUUCAGAAUCGGAAAAAAGAGAAGAAUCCCAGGUUUUUGUCUGGAAUGAAAAGCAAAAGGGGUAAACACUUUGAAGCCGAAUCUCCUGACAAACAUCUGGAGUUCCUUGAUACCAUUCGCAUGCAAAUGCAGAUUUCUGAAGCUAUGGAUGCAUUGGCCAGGAGACAUCUUGGGCAGUUUGCAUCAGUAAAAGCAAUAGGACAAAUUACUGUUCCAGAAAUCUCAUUGGGCCUAUUAAAUAGCACAUUCGUUUCUGAUUUUCCUAAUGUGAAAUCAUAUAUGAAUUGGAAGAACCGACAUGUAAAUACUGUUGAGGAGUAUUUUUCUUCUGCUACUAAUAUAGCUGAUAAAACGAAGAUUGCACUUUUAAUUGCAAAGGUUAAAAAUUCAGAGGAAUGGGAUAAGAAGAUGUCCUACUCCGAAAGGAAUGAGAUACUUUCAUCUCUUAGGCAGUAUAUGUCUAUGUUAUCAUCUAAGCCUGGACGUUUUGGCCUUCGAGGAGAAACAUACUUUUGGGCUUCUGGAUAUCAUGUGAAUAUUAGGCUCUACAUUAAGCUAUUGUUUGGUUUGUUCGACAUUCUAGAAGACAGCCAGCUUAUACAGGAAUUGGAUCAACUCCUUAAAGUCCUUCAAUUGACAUGGCCUUUGUUGGGUAUCACUAAUAAGUUGCACAAUGCGUUGUAUGCAUGGGUACUUUUUAGGCAGUUUGUCCGGACAGAGGAGGGUAUGCUUUUAGACUACGCUAUACGUGUAAUGGAGAAAUUCAGGUUAUCUGCAGCUACUGACCGAAGGGAAGAUGAAUAUUUAAGUAGUUUAGUGUGUUCAACAUCAGAUAGCUGUGAAGAUAAAGUAACUUUGAUCCAGUCAAUUAUAUCAUCAAUUAGCUCGUGGUGUGACAUUAAACUGCAGGAUUAUCAUCUGCAUUUUUCACAGAAAUCUUCUCUCUUUAAAGGGGUGGUAACAGUGGCUGUUACAACUUGGAAAAUGAAUGGGUGCAACAAUUUCAAGAUGACUGAAGCUGAGGAGGCACUGAAGAUCACUUCUAAGAAGGUCAGAAAAUAUGCUGACCGUUCACUGCAAGCUGCAUGCAAAAGGGUGACUGGCAAACUGCGUUCUGGAUGUGAAGUAAGUCGGUCUCAUAUCUUAGCUGCACUUGCAAGUGAACUUAGAGUUAUUGCCGAGAGGGAGAUCAGCAUCUAUUAUCCUGUUUUACACCAUUGGUAUCCUGAAAUGGGGAUGGUGGCAGCCGUAAAAUUACACCGAUUUUAUGGAGAGAGACUGAUACCAUAUCUCCAGGGCAUAUCAUGUCUUUCUGAGGAUGUGAAAGAAGUGCUUCCUGCAGCAAAUUCAUUGGAGAAUUGCCUCACUGAGCUGUAUUCUGCUUGCCAAAAAAAUGGCUCAACUUUACCAUUCAGUGAGCAGUUUGUUCAUUACAAGGUCGGAGAGGUUUCCAGGCCAUUAGUUCUUGAUUGGAUAAUUGCUCAGCAUAGCCGAAUCAUGGAAUGGACUGGACGUGCCUUUGAUCUCGAGAAUUGGGAACCUUUGUCACAUCAGCAGAAACAUGCAGCUUCAGCUGUUGAAGUAUUUAGGAUCAUGGAGGAGACUGUGGAUCAACUGUUUGAGCUGAAACUACCAUUAGAUGUGACACACCUCCAGGCUCUACUUUCUAUAGUUUUCCAUACAUUGGAUGCUUAUCUGCAGAAAGUUACGAGUCAGUUAGUUGACAAGAACAACCUUUAUCCACCGGUUCCACCUUUGACUCACUACAAGGAGACAACAUUUCCAAUUGCCAAGAAGAAGGUAGUAGAAUCUGCUGUGCUGGAUGAGGAAGUUAACAGUAAGCUGAAUGAUUUAACAACAUCCAAACUUUGUGUCAGAUUGAACACUCUUCAAUAUCUUCAGAAACAAAUUUCUGCACUGGAAGAUGGCAUUAGGAAGUCUUGGGCUUCUGCAGGAAUAUUUGAGAAUACAGAUUCUUCUAGACAGGGAUCACCUGGGGCAUCUGGCAGAAUUUUGGAUGCGUGUGGCGAAUCAGUGGAUGAGCUUUUUGCUGCUACCUUUGAUUGCAUAAGGGAUACCACUGCUCACUCUAUCAGACAGAUUUGUGAAUUUAUUGGAGCUAGAGUUGUCUUCUGGGAUCUGAGAAAAUCAUUCCUAUACCGUUUAUAUCACGGUGGUGUUGAGCAUUCCCGUUUAGACAGUAUAAUUCAACAUCUAGACACGGCUCUAAAUCAUGUUUGCGGUUUGAUUGACAAUGCACUUCGAGAUCGGGUUGUCUCCAGCAUUUUUAAGUCAACCUUGGAAGGUUAUGUUUGGGUGUUACUGGAUGGAGGUCCCUCGUGUGCAUUCUCUGAUUCAGAUGUUCCAAUGUUAGAAGAAGACCUUAACAUGUUAAAAGACUUGUUUAUUGCUGAUGGAGAAGGCCUUCCUCGAUCGCUAGUGGAGGAGGAAGCAAAGUUUGCCCACCAAAUACUUGGCCUAUUUGCUCUUCAGGCUGAAUCAGUCAUUCAAUUGUUAAUGAGUUCCAGCGAACACAUUUCAGUCGGAAUGGAUGAGCGUAAAUAUGGUAACAGGUGCUUGGGAGAUGCUGAUACUUUGAUACGGGUCCUGUGUCACAAAAAAGAUAGAGAAGCCUCUAAGUUUUUGAAAGAACGCUAUAGGCUUCCUGCCUCUUCAGGCUAUGAUGAGGAGGGAUCGGAGUCGAACACGAGACCAACUCUGAUGACAGAGUUCAUAAUGCGCAGUGCAUCUGCUCGUUGGGGGGACAAGGGCAGCAGUAGCUUCAGGUCUUUCACAAAGAAACUGCAAGAAGCUACCUGGAAAUGA